This is a messenger RNA of Danio rerio (zebrafish), 3281 nucleotides long. Lineage: Eukaryota; Metazoa; Chordata; Actinopteri; Cypriniformes; Danionidae. The record is from RefSeq and is a predicted model, not a curated record.
CUCCUCCCCAAUCUCUCCUGCAUCAGCACCAUCACUCGCAUUCGUAGAGCCUCAGGAUCCAGAAGACCAGCUCUGACCUGACUUAAGAGGCUUCAAUCUUCGAGAUGGAGAGCUUGCUGGACAACCCAAUGAAAGCCGUGCUUUAUCUCAAAGAACUCACCACUAUUGUACAAAACCAGCAGAGUCUGAUUCAAACCCAGCGGCAGCGGAUCGACGAGCUCGAGAGGAAGGUUGAGGAUUUGAUCGGCGAGAACCGUCAGCUGAGAGAUCCGCAUCAGCACCAACAUUAUCAUCCGCACCACCAUCACCCAUCCCCGCCUACUAGCAGCCCGCACCCGGCCGUUCACCCUCACCAGCAUUCGGGGAGUCACGGUCAAACCCAGCCGCAGCUGCCGCAACAGCAGCAUCCGUCGAAACAGCCGCAGCCGCAGCCAGCAGCACCCAUUCAUCACCCGCAGCAUCUGCAGCUGGUACCUACAUCUCCACCGACUCUAAAAGCGAGUCAGUCCAGCCCUGAGUCAGCAGACGACGACAAGAAAAGCCCAUCCUGCAAGUCUUUGGUUCCGCAAACGCCAUCGACACUGUGCCGGUCCGUCGGCCUUGCCAGGAAACCAGAGAACCAGACAGUUCUUCACCAGUUUUGUUGUCCUGCUCCAGACGCCCCUGAAUCUGACUCUCAAGCCUGUGUACCCAGUGAAGAGCCACCCUUACCUUCUUCCAUUGCAACACCAUCACCUGUCGCAUCACCAUCACAUGGGGUGACCCCAACCAGUGCCCCACAAUCCGAGGUCCAGGUGGAACAUCAUGUUGCAGAGAGCACCGUGACAUCUAUCAAUGAAGGAGGGGGAGAUGGGGAUCGAGACGGAGGUGAUGCACAAGAGAAAGGGAGUGCAGAGGUGGAAAAGGAAGAGGUGAGGGCAGAAGAGAUAGUACAGGAGGAAGAAAAAACCCAGACACAACCACCACAACCAAUACAGGAGGAGGUGAAGAAGGGGACAGAGGAGCAGGAGAAAGAAACACCAAGUACUGGAAGCACAGGAAGGAGGGCAAGCUUGCAUCACACUGCUUCACCAAUCAGAGUACAGAGGAAUGGAGCAUGCAGCCACUCUACCACCUCCGACUAUGAACUCUCACUCGACCUCAAAAACAAGCAGAUCGAAAUGUUAGAGCACAAAUAUGGGGGUCACCUAAUCUCUCGACGAGCUGCUUGCAAGAUUCAGACUGCCUUUCGCCAGUAUCAGCUUAGCAAAAACUUUGAGAAAAUUCGAAAUUCCCUUCUUGAAAGUCGCUUGCCUCGCCGUAUCUCCCUGCGAAAGGUACGGGUGCAGAAUACAGAGGGUAUCUCAGCUGAACGGGCACUGGCUGAAGGCUGCAAUCUGACAAGCAUUCCCCUUGUCCGCUCCCCAUCUUUGCCAACCACGGUAGGGGGCACUCUCACUGAUCUUGAAGAUUCCUUCAAUGAGCAAGUGCAGUCUCUUGCAAAAUCCAUUGAUGAUGCACUUAGCAAUUGGAGCAUGAAGACCAUGUGUUCACUCCAAGAAGGAGGCACCUACCAGUUUAGCUCAGAGGCUUUUAGUACAGCUGGUGGCAAAUCUGGGUUGGCAGAAACAGUAAAAAAAGGUAGCCCCAUGGACCCUUCCACAUUUCAUAGUGGCACAGGACAAGUAGACAGCUUGGAGAAUGUAGCCCAGAGUGCCAGCAAAUUGAUGAUGGCCUUCCGGGAUGUGACCGUUCAAAUUGACAGCCAGAACUUUCGUAUGUCCUCUUCUGUUAUGGAGUCCUCAACUUCCGUGUCUCUUGGUAAUUGCAUCCAGCAGGGGGCUAUAAUUACUGAGAGCCCACAGCAACCUAAAAUUAAUGAUGUAAAGGAACAACCUCAACAAAGACAACCAUCAACAUUUCUAGAGGAUCCAGUUUCUCCACCACUAGAGCAGGAUGCUGAGGAAGUUCCAGAUGGAGAUUUUCCAGCUCCUCCACCAAGUGAGGAGGUGCUCGGGGAAGAUGUACUACCUCUGGAGCUGGAGAAACAGGAAGUUCCACAACCAACAAUUCCAGCACAGACAGCAAUAACCUCUGAAACCUUGUCUCCACCAGAGGUUGCAGAGACGCCUGUCACACCAAUUGUAGAAGUUCUGGAAGCUAAGCAUAUUGAAUCAGACACAGCAGACAACAGUUCGGAGCAGAUGAGUAGCAGCAGUACAUCAACAUCAGCACAGUCUGCUUCAGAGGUCUCAUCGAAAGAGGCUUUACAGGCCAUGAUUCUUAGCUUGCCCCGAUACCAUUGCGAAAACCCAACCAGUUGCAAAUCUCCAACCCUCUCUACUGACAUCAUGCGGAAACGCUUAUACCGCAUUGGUCUCAAUCUCUUCAACAUAAAUCCAGACAAGGGUCUUCAGUUUCUUAUCUCUCGUGGCUUCAUCCCGGAUACACCUAUAGGUGUUGCACAUUUCCUACUCCAGAGAAAAGGACUGAGCCGACAGAUGAUUGGAGAAUUUCUUGGCAAUAGCAAGAAGCCAUUUAACAGAGAUGUUUUAGACUGUGUGGUGGACGAGAUGGAUUUCUCUGGGAUGGAGCUGGAUGAGGCUUUGAGGAAGUUUCAGGCUCAUAUCCGUGUGCAGGGAGAAGCACAGAAAGUGGAGAGACUGAUAGAGGCAUUCAGUCAGCGCUACUGUAUGUGUAACCCAGACAUUGUGCAGCAGUUCCACAAUCCUGACACCAUCUUCAUCCUUGCAUUUGCCAUCAUACUUCUCAACACAGACAUGUACAGUCCCAACAUCAAACCCGAUCGGAAGAUGCUGCUUGAAGACUUCAUCCGCAAUCUAAGAGGUGUUGACGAUGGGGCAGAUAUUCCACGGGACAUGGUAGUGGGAAUAUAUGAGCGUAUUCAGCUGAGGGAAUUACGAUCCAAUGAAGACCAUGUCACUUAUGUUACCAAAGUGGAGCAAAGCAUUGUGGGAAUGAAAACGGUUUUGUCAGUGCCUCACAGAAGACUGGUGUGCUGUAGUCGGCUGUUUGAAGUGACUGACAUCAACAAAGCCCAGAAGCAAGCGGCUCACCAGAGAGAGGUUUUCCUUUUCAAUGACCUACUUGUGAUUUUGAAAUUGUGUCCAAAAAAAAAGAGUUCAGCUGCAUACACCUUCUGCAAGACCAUGGGACUGCUGGGCAUGCAGUUCCACCUGUUUGAGAACGAAUGUAAGUUCCAACAGUUUUUUUAUAGAAUUAUUUUUGAGUUUUUCUAUCCUCCAAAAUGGAUAGAAUAUUUGUAAUGUAUAGAACAGUGG